Molecule: messenger RNA, 1129 nt
Organism: Menidia menidia (Atlantic silverside)
Lineage: Eukaryota; Metazoa; Chordata; Actinopteri; Atheriniformes; Atherinopsidae
Source: the annotation of a GenBank genome assembly
UAUCACUCUAAAUGUAAAAAAAAAAAAAAAAAGAAUAGUAGACGCUCCCCUCUCUGCGCAUGCUCACACACACUGAGGAAGAGCUAGGGCUCAGGUCCCACUGAAGAUUUAAUCUAACGGCAAAAGCUCCUAGGAGCCCACCAUCAACAGUAAAGCUGUAUAAGCAUCGGGUCGACGGGACAGAAGGAAGCAGCGUGUCGUACGUGGAGCUGCCUGCUGAAAUCGCUAUGAGUUACAAACCCAUCGCUCCGGCACCGUCUGGCUCCAACCACACUCCGCCAGGCUCUUCGGUGCCUUCCCCAUCUCUUCCCUCGUCAUCCAACUUUAGGCCAGCUUUCAGUGACUUUGGUCCACCUUCUAUGGGCUUUGUUCAGCCUGUCAAAGUGUCGCAGGGGUCCACCUACAGCGAGCUCCUGUCUGUCAUCGAGGAGAUGAGCCGCGAGAUCAGGCCAACGUACGCCGGGAGCAAGAGUGCCAUGGAGAGGCUAAAGAGAGGUAUAAUCCACGCCCGCGCGCUGGUCCGGGAAUGUCUCGCAGAAACGGAGCGAAGCGCCCGUACAUAACCCCCUCAGAAAGAUCCCUCCACCUCACGCCCUCUUUCUAGAAGCCUGCCCUCUUCACGGUCCCCGUCGGAUACUUUACAAGCGGUCCUCACCCCUUGUGCUUUCUUUGCCGGCUUUUCUGGGUUUGUCAGGUCACUGGGGUUCUGCAUUUUGUCCGGGAUCAUUUUGUUACUGUUAAAACUUUCUACAACAUGCUGGGCAUAUGCAAAAACAAUAAUUUGUACCUAUUUGAAGAGUGCAUGGAGCUUCUGCACAUUUUUAAGUCCAGGUAACGGCAUUUUUUUUUUUUUUUAAAGAAUGAAAUCGAUUUUUAGAUCGGACCGAUCUUAUUUAUAUUUUGAACAACCACUGAAUGUUUUUUUUGGUUGAUUUAAACUUUUUUCCUUAACAAUUUGCAUUCUUCCCAGCUCUUUUACCAACCUAUUUUGGCGGCAAACAUGAGACUUCCCCCUUCAUAUCCCCAAGAACUCUGUACAUCUCAAGUCAGUUUGUUAGUAUGGAAAUUUUGUAAAACAGAUUUUUGCAGUUCAGUAUGUAUAUCUUAAUUAAAUAACAAGAAAAACAUA